GAGGAACACACAAGGACAGUAAAACAUACAAUUAAAGUGAUAAAAUAAAACAAUGGAGCAAGUUUCUCGAAAUAUCAGGGAAGCGAGCCAAAGUCAAUAAAAUGUACAUAUGUACAUACAUAUAUAUCUAUGCACCCAUGUAUGUAUAUGAAUAGUCCGACUUGUGUCGAAGAAACAUUAUAAAUAGUAAUAAAAAAAUUAAUCAUAAAAAGUUAUUCCGUAAAAAGGCUAAAGCCAACCGCAAUAAUAAAUCGUGAACGCGCGGUCACAACCAUAAAAGUCCAUCUACAACAGCCAAAAUUAAAUAUUAUUCACAACAAUAACACCGGUCAAAACCGGUGUUUUGAUUGUAAAAGUUUUUAAUUUGUUACUUGUAUCGUCUUUGUGCUUGUGUAUGUGAUGCUAGUGAAAGAAUAUCCGUUCAAAUAUAAAGCCCAAUAUCUAAUCAAAGUAACCGCAUCUUAGUUAUAUUUGCGCAUUUGUGUGUGACCUUCGUUUGGGCUGGGAUGAGUGUUUCAAAUUGGGCCAUCAAGUGCAACAACAACAAUGACGAGCAAAACACUGAUUUUGUAGCUUGAAAGCUGCUGUAGAAAUGACAAAACCUCCGAUACACAAUUUACGUCGAAGCCGAUACGAAAUCACAUAAAAAUUCUCAACAAGUUUAUUACUUUUAAAUCGUGCAGUGGUCAAACCCGCAGCUUACAAAUUCAUAUUCUUUUAAAAACCAAACAAUUUCGAAUAUCUCGCCAAAGUGACACGUAUUGCGCUUGUAAAACACUCCGUGCCUGAACUAAGUAUCUAUAAAUAUUCAUCGGCACCAGAGUCACAACAAAAGGCGUUCUCUAUAAACAUACCGAAACAGCAUUUAGCUGCAACAUAAACUGACUUGAGUUUCACUACGGAGAUAUCAAAAGAUUAACUGGAAAUGACUAAAAUAUUAAGCCUCCAUUUGCCUUUAGCUCUUGCCACCAAACACAACACCAUUACUCCGUCACUCCAACAAGGACCUCUUUUUCCACACACUACCACUCCCACAACCAUACGCACGCCAACAAACAAAUAUUCCCAGCGGAUCUGCACAAAAUGAUGGAUCGCAUCCCAUCAUUAUCGCUAUCAGGCAUAUCGCUCGCGCAUCCACUCUCGUUAUCCACAACAGGACAGCAACUGCAAAACCAUCUUAAUUCAGCAUCGGCGGUCACAUCGUCAACUAGUACAGGUGGGCACCAUCACCAGCAUCAUCAUCAUCAUCACCAUUUGGGUCAAUUAGCCGCGGUUGUUCAUCAACAGCAGCAACAACAGUUGCAACAGCAACAGCAGCAACAACAACAGCAUCAUCACCAACAAGCCCAUCUACAAGCACAUCACAACAAUCAUCAUCUAAGCCAUCACCAGCUUUCAUUGAAUUCGGCAUCCUCGACAAGCCACUCACCAACAUCUAGCAACUCAGCGUCUGCAUCGCUGCACCAUCAUCACACCUCACUACUGGCGUCACACUCGGGCAUUCACACCUCUCCAACUUCGUUGUCACACCAUCCACACAGCAGCAGCAGCAAUAACCACUCCGCAUCGUCAUCCACGUCGCUUUUACUUCAUCAGUCAGCCUCAGCUUCGUCGUCGGCUGGUUCGGCGGGAUCAGGCAGCUCAGUGAGCUCAGGUGGUGGUUCUGUAGGAGUUUCAAGUUCGUCCGCACAUCAGCUGCAACACCACAGCUCAGCAGCGUUGCAUAGUCAGCAUCAAAAUUCGCUGCACCAUACCACCCACCAUCACACGCACAGUCACAUAAACGCACACGUAACCGCCGUUUCGUCACCCGCUAACGCAACGAAUUCAGCCAGUACCGCAUCUGUAAUGGCCGCCGCCGCUGCACACCUGCACCACAAUGCGCAGGCGACUUCGCCGAUGACAAAUCUACAUCAAAACAUGGGUGGCCUGAUGAAUAGUGGCAGUAGCGCCAGCGACGUCUUCUUUAGUUUAAUGAUACAAAAUACAACGAAACGUCAAAACGAGGAACACAUCAAAAGGCCAAUGAAUGCAUUCAUGGUUUGGUCUCGACUCCAGCGACGAAAAAUUGCACAGGAUAAUCCGAAAAUGCAUAACUCCGAAAUAUCGAAACGUUUAGGUGCCGAAUGGAAACUUCUAACCGAAGAUGAAAAACGCCCAUUUAUCGAUGAAGCAAAGCGACUACGUGCUAUGCACAUGAAAGAACAUCCCGACUACAAAUAUCGUCCCAGAAGAAAACCGAAAGCAUUGCGCCGAGAUGGUUACCCUUAUCCGAUGCCAUAUCCAUCAGUGCCCGUGGAGGCGUUACGUGCAGGUAUAACGCCAGGGUACUUUGCGCCAGGGCCAGCAGCAGCAUAUCACUUGGGCAGCCAUCUGACACAGACCAAUUCACCAGCAUCACAGACCGGCCAAAUGGAUGUACCGAAAUUCGCGCUAGAUCGCAGCUCGUACCUGAGCUCCGCAGCCACAGCUGGCACGCUGUACGAGACCUCGAAAGCUGCCCAAGCGAGUGCCGCCUACAGCGCCUACUUGGACCCCAGCGUCCUUACAAAGGCAUAUUUCGACUCCAAGAUGUAUCAAGAUCGUGCUGCCAACUAUGCCUUUGACAUUUCGAAAAUCUACGGUGCCCAACAGCAUGGCACAUCGGCGGCUGCCGCUGCAGUGGCGCAUCAACAGCAACAGCAACACUUGCUCAAUGGUCUAGGUAUAGGCAGCUCACAUCAGAAUAGCAGCAACAAUAAUAACAACCAUACAACAGCGAAUAACAAUCUGGACGAACGCGACAAUACACCGCAUUUGGACAGCAGCAGUGGCGCCGGUGGUGGAGUUCCAAUUGGUGUGGUGGAUUCUAAGCCACAUCUACACUCGCCAACGGACGCACAACUUGACUAUUCACAAUACGCACAGUACGGGCAAGUUGGUGGAGCCGCCGUUGGUUUGGGUGGUGGCGUGGUUAGCAACGGCGGCUUGGGUGGCAUUGGCUCGGGUAGCGGACCCGGCGUAACUGGUGCUGGCGGCGAUUUUCGACGUCCGCUCACAGUCAUAUUUUGACCACCAUCCGUCGAGAGUGAGGAACUCAACCUGUCCAUGACGAACUAGAAUUGGAAAAAGUGAGGUUAUAAGCAUAAGAACAUAUAGUGAAUCAAAAAAACUUGUACAGCGAGAUGGUUUCAAACUUUUGAGAUGCAUCCAAAAGUGUUAAAAAUGCCUUUUUACACAUUUUCAUAAUUUACAUUUUUUUAUUUCAUUGCCAUUCUAACUUCUUCUUUACUGCCAUUGUAACUAGUUGACUUAAAAAAACUCACGAACAAUUUUGUUUUGCUUAUUUAAAUGAAAUUUUUUUUUAAAGAUACAGAUUUCCUCAAAAAAAUAUACACACAUACAUUGUAUAUCUAAAUUAACUCCAUUUUCCAAACAAAAAAAUUCUACAGUGUGCAUAGCUGGGCAUUUUAACACUCUUUGAGGAAAACUAAUACUUUGCAUGUGCUCCUUUGCCCUCUAUCAUAGUUUGCAAUAUUUUAUUCACAGAAUGCACCAAUUUUUUCUUUUUAAUCAGGAGAUGUAUUUGCUCAUAUUUCAUUUAAAUUGAGUUUAGCUGCCGAUGAUGCCAAAAUAUUUUUUAAUAUUAAUAUUUAUUAAUGGUGCAUUCUUAAUAUAAUUUCUUCGAUGAAAAGAGGGCUACCGACGCCAUUUGCCCACUGCACCCCUUUUGCUUCCAUUGCAUCUCACAUCACAUAAUGCAGCCACUUCCAGCGACAGUCCUAUUUCAUUUUUUAUCUUUUAACGUUUAGCUUUUGUUAUGUCAUACAAAUCGACGACCAUUAACUCCAAAUAAAUUAAAUAAAAUUAAAAUUAAAUACUCAUCGCUAAAAAUUACAGAAUCACAAAAUUCGGUAUCACGGUGUAUACACUUUUUAUAGGCAACGUUUCGUAAUAUUUCUCUAUAUACGUAUAUAGUAUACGCUCUAAAAUCGGGCGAAAGCAGGAAGUUCCAAGCAGUUUGAGGCUGGAGUUUUGCAAUAGUAGCUUUCUCCAACUCCUUGGCAUUAACGACAGCGGAUAUUUUGGGGUGUUCCUUGAUACCCCGUUCCACUACCAAGACGUCUUUUGUUUCCUUGCCAAUUUCGACUCCAGAUUCUGUGAAUCCAAAGAUAUUUGUUUAUUCACCAUGUUUUCUUCAAAAUAUACGACCGCAAAAUACGUUCAUCAAAAACACUCAUAAUUCUGACUAUGCGCUAAUAAAACAAAACAAUAAUAUCGGUACGUACUAGAAUUUAAUUUAAAGUGUUGUCUACGUAAUUGCAAAAGUUUUUUUGACUGCCAAAAACCAGAUCAAAUUCGAGAUAAUUGUUAGAAUGUUUACAAAAAUACGAAAACUGCAUAAGAUUCCGAUACUGUUGUUCUAGGUUACAGCUUAAAAGCUGAAAUAGUUUAAAAGAAAAGUCCAUUCAAAGUCAAAACAUCUAUCUGUACAAGUUUUUUUUGUUUCACUGUAUAUACAAAUGUAUGCGUUUCAGCGAUAACCGUAAAUCGUACGAAUAUUUCACAACAACGGUUUUAUUUCUAGAAUCUUAGUACAUAGCUGCAUAUACAAGUAUAAAAUAAACGAAUAUCUAACAAAUACUUGACUAAAUAAAAGUAAUUGUAGAAAAAUCUGUGGAAGUACUUAA
Molecule: messenger RNA, 4670 nt
Organism: Bactrocera tryoni
Lineage: Eukaryota; Metazoa; Arthropoda; Insecta; Diptera; Tephritidae
Gene: Sox21b
Product: SOX domain-containing protein dichaete
Exons: 7
Coding region: 1084-3051 (655 amino acids)
Biological process (GO): positive regulation of transcription by RNA polymerase II; cell differentiation; anatomical structure morphogenesis
Molecular function (GO): DNA-binding transcription factor activity, RNA polymerase II-specific; RNA polymerase II cis-regulatory region sequence-specific DNA binding
Source: RefSeq, a predicted model, not a curated record